AGGUGGCCGACAAGUAGACAAUCCCUUGAUUUUUGGACAUCACACACUCAUACUCACAAUCUCCUCCCUCCACGUGUCCUCUACCGACGGUUGAUCUCCCUUCCCCCCUCUCAUCACGGCUAGUCCGGCCCCAGUUCAAGUCCCACUCCCCUACUCAUACACUCAUACUCCUCCUUACUCCUCUCUCUAUCUCUUCUCAUCAUCCCUCCCUUAACCGUUUUCUCUCUCCUUCCAUCUCCAUGAAAAUCCAGUUAACAACCCAGAUAAUGGAUAAGAUUUUCAUAUCAUAAUUUCUCCAUUCCUGAUCUCUCUCAAAAUCCAGAUAUUAUCAACAAAAAACAAUCAUAAUCAAUUCAAAUAACUACAAAUGCAAGACGUACAACAAAUUAAUGGUGUUGUUGGUGGCAGGGUGUUGCUAAAACAUUUACAACAACAAACUCAUUUACAACAACAUCUUCAAGAACAACAACAACAACAACAGGCGUUGAAAUGUCCUCGGUGUGAUUCUAUAAACACCAAAUUCUGUUAUUAUAACAACUAUAAUCUCUCACAACCUCGCCAUUUUUGUAAGAAUUGUCGGCGGUAUUGGACUAAAGGCGGUGUUCUUCGUAACGUACCUGUCGGUGGUGGUUGCCGGAAAUCUAAACGUUCGUCGGCUAACAAACAAAAAUCAUCUUCUUCUUCUUGUUCUACUACUGUUGAUAGUAUGAAUUCUGUCAAGAGAGUUUCUCAGAAUUCUGCUAAUAAUUCUAGUAGCGAAAGUUCUAUUAACAAUAACACCACCGCGAAUAACACCGUUGUUGGUGGUGGUGUUGGUGGAUUGUUUCAGAUUCCGCAAGCGGAGAAUUUCGGAAUGAAUUCUGAUUUAGAUAAUGAUUUGUUUUCUGCUGAGAUUGGAGGAUUUAUUGGUUUAAUUUCUGAAAAUAAUAAUAAUAAAAAUAAUAUUAAUGAUGAUAUUAAGAAUAAUUCUGAGGGUUUUAGUGUUGUUGAUGAUGGAAAUGGGAGUGUGGAUGUGAAUGGAAAUGGAAGUGUUUGUGAGGCGGCAACGGCGUCGUUUAGUGAGUUUCUGCAGAAUCAGGGAGUUCAGGAGUGGGAUAUGGGGAAGAUUUGUGGGGUCCAUCAAGAAGAAAAUCAGAAGAUUGAUUUUAUUGAUUCAACGGUUAGGAUUGAGGAUUUGUUACAGAAUAGGGGAAGUAAUGUGGGGCUUGCUUCACUAGAUUGGCAUCUAACGGCUGAUAAUAAUCAAAGUUUGUUUGAUGCUCCUGAUAAUUCUACUAUUGAUCAUCAAGCUUAUUGGAAUCAAUCAACGACUGCUACUCAUCAUCAUGAUUCUCAAUGGUCUGAUUCUACUAUUAGUCAUCUUCCUCUCUUUCUUCCUUGAUAUUUACUAUUUUAUUUUAACACCCAAAAAAUAUCAAUUUUAAUCAAUCACAAUUACUAUAAAAGAAUUAUAUUUUUAUUUUAUGUAUCUAAAGUCUCUAAAUCAGAGGAAUUAUAGUAUAAGAAAUUUGUGCAAGGAUGUAAAUUUUUUUUAAUUGGGCGUCCUGAUUGAUGGGUGUUUUGUUUGUAAUAUGUUACUACUUCCUACUAUGUAUUUCUUGAGUGUGCUAUAUUAUUUUGCUAAAACUAACUUACCUUAUCC
Molecule: messenger RNA, 1642 nt
Organism: Amaranthus tricolor (Joseph's coat)
Lineage: Eukaryota; Viridiplantae; Streptophyta; Magnoliopsida; Caryophyllales; Amaranthaceae
Product: dof zinc finger protein DOF5.4-like
Exons: 1
Coding region: 368-1381 (337 amino acids)
Biological process (GO): regulation of DNA-templated transcription
Molecular function (GO): DNA binding; DNA-binding transcription factor activity
Source: RefSeq, a predicted model, not a curated record